This is a messenger RNA of Rhododendron vialii, 3202 nucleotides long. Its product is annotated as F-box/FBD/LRR-repeat protein At1g13570-like. Gene Ontology annotation, molecular function: protein binding. The transcript has 3 exons. The record is from RefSeq and is a predicted model, not a curated record. The coding region runs from base 753 to 2096 and encodes 447 amino acids. NCBI's taxonomy places the organism in Eukaryota, Viridiplantae, Streptophyta, Magnoliopsida, Ericales, Ericaceae.
AUAACUUGGGCGGGACAAAUAUUUACAGUUGGAAAGCUCUUCAAGCAACUUCUGCUCAUUUUGUUUCUCCUAACAAAGCUUUUUAACCACUUCUUCAUGCUUGGUUUUCUCCGAUAAAGUAUACUUCCAUAACUUUUUAAGUGGACUAUCAGUAUCCUGUGUCACUAUGUCAGCAUUUGUUCUUGUAUUCUAGGUCUGCAAUGCGCAGAUCUUAUUGACGUAAACAUGAAAUGAACGAAGAUGUCUUGGACAAUUUGGGUAAAGAUUGGCUCCCUCAAUUUGAGUAACAACGAGCAAUAUGAGUUUGAGUGAAGGGGAGCAUAGAGAUUUGAAAGGGGUUUUACUCAAGUUUGAUUCUGAAAAGUUUCGAGCAAGGGCUGUAUAUGUUUGAUUCCUCAACUAAGGGGAGUCAUUCCCUCCUUAUGAGAUAAUAACAGUUCAGGUUUGAGAGGCCUAGUCAAAAUCUUUUUUUUAUUUUUUUUGGGUAAGCACCUAGUCAAAUAUUUCCCAUGCUGUAAACUGUAUUUUGACAGUAGAUCUAGGAAAGUACUGAAGAAUGCUUGAAUAAUACUCAAAAGGAAUAGCAGACGAAAGUAUGCUGACUAUGCUUUCUCUUAAUUUUGCUUGUACUUGCUAUUAAAAUUUCUUAAUAUUCGAUAGCAGUAACUGGGCACUGAUUAUCAUUCUUUCAUUUGGUGUCAGGAAGUGUUAUGAAUAGGAGGCUUGGUGCUAUGAUUUGAUUCUGUUCCCCGAUGCAUUCUAAAGAGCGAUCAUCAGAAAUGAAGAGAAUGUGUAGUUCAACCUCGGAUGUUGUCAGCGAUCUUCCUGAUAAUAUACUCGAAAAAAUCUUGGUACUUAUGCCCAUACGAGACGCUGUGAGGACAAGUGUUUUGUCAAAGAAAUGGAGGUAUACCUGGAGAACUAUUCCUGAACUUGUAUUUGAUGAUAAGUCACUAGUAGAGCCUUAUCCAAUUCUCUUUCGCCAAGGAUUUCCACCAGUCCAUCUCCCAACUAAAGACAGAUUUUUGGCUUCUAUAUACCAUGUUCUAUUAUUUCACCGCGGAGCAAUAUUCAAGUUCAUUCUCUCUAUAAGUAAGCUCGAAAGUUGUUCUGAAAUUGACUCACUGAUAACUUUUCUGUCGAGUGGUGGGAUCCAGGAACUGACCCUUCAAAUUUGGAAGGGCGGACCCCAUAAAUUGCCUCGAUCUCUGUUUUCUUGUCAACAACUGACACAGUUAAAUCUCAAAUAUUGUGUAUUUGGACCCCCAACAACUUUCAAGGGAUUUCAAAGGGUUGUUUGCUUGGAGCUUUGUGACGUCAUCAUCACUGCAGGCACCUUUCAAACUUUGGUUUCCAGUUGUCCACUCCUAGAACAGUUGAAAUUUGAAAGUUCUGCUUGUUUUGACUAUAUUGGAAUUGAUGCUCCUAAUCUCAAAGUCCUAAGCUUAACAGGGUUUUUCAAAUCUCUCAGUGUAAAAAAUGCACCUCAUCUUUCAGAUUUUUCACUGCACUCAAAAUGUUUGAAAAACUUAUGGGGAGUAAAAGAUAGACGACUUGAAUGGACCGGUCUUUUGGAUGGCCUACCUGUUCUUGAGAAUCUGCAUAUGGGCGGUCUUUAUGUGGUGUUCUUUGCUGCAGGCUGGAAGUUUAUAGGAAAGAGGCUUCUUAUGUUAAGGCCUCUUAAUGUUCUAGAGUUGUCUGAUGUUCUCCUUGGGACAGCAAUUGUUUUCCAGUUUAUUUGGUUGAUGAUAACCAACUCCCCAAAAUUACAGAGAUUAACAAUUCAGGCGAUUCCAUCCAGCAAAGAUGAUGAAGUAGCUGUUCUGAAAAUUUGUGAAGCGACUAUGGUCAGCUCGGAUUUCUAUCUGAAACAACUUCGAGAGGUGGAGAUGCGUUUUGUAUCUGGCACCACAUCUGAAUUACACAUCAUGAAGCUUCUGUUAGCCUAUUCCCCAAUAUUGGAGAUCAUGGUCGUGAAGCCACAUCCGGCUAAGGUUACCGAUGGAGGAUUGAGGAUCUUGAAAGAGCUGUCACAAUUUCAGCGUUUGUCUCCCAAGGCGAAAAUCACAUACAAACAUCGAAAUGUGCGAAACUAAAGGUUAGGUCAUGGAUGAAACGCAUUUUGGUCAUCUCAAUAUGUCCAUAUAACAACUAACUAGGAUACGUAGGUGUCAUAUGAAAUUCGUUGGAUUUGGUCAACUAGUCUCAAGUUAAAGUAACUAGCCAACUACUAUAAACGAUGCAAUUAGUUUUGAUGAGACUUUUACUUUUGUUUCCGUUUCUUUUUGCUAGAAAUUGCAAGAGUAGCGGCGUUUGGCAUUUCUUCCCUUUUGAGCAAAUCGACGCUUUAUGGAGAUGUGAGAUUCUUUCUUUUUUUCUUUGGUAGUAGUAGUAAAUAGAAGAGGCAUAUGGAAUUUAGCAGGAAAGAUCUAUCUCAUCUUUGCUUCUGCAUUUUUUUUGACAGCAUUUUGGUUUCACAUUUCAACUGUUCUAUUGCCAAGACUGCAUGCUGCCUUUGUUUCUGGAAGCCUGCCAAGGAUGCUCAAUUAUCCUUGUUCCAUGGUUUCAAUGAAUUUGAUAAGACUGGGAUUAUUAAAAUUUAUGCAAUUUGAGUUUCAAUAAUAAUGUGAUCAUGGAUGUUUGUGCAUAGAUAAAUGAACCGAUAUAGCCUGUCUGCUGGCUCUCCCUUCUGUCUCCUCUGUUAUCCCACCUCUCUCGAAUCCUCGAUUAUCCGAUUUCACCCCUCUCCCUCACUCUGAAACCCCAUCUUGCCGGAAAUGAAAAUCGAUAAUCAGGAUCCAAUAGGCUGACCUUGGCUAUGCAUCCUCAUGCAACGUGGUCCUUUUUCUUUAGAGGCUCGGGCACGUCAUUGUGUUUGCCCACCGCCAGCUUCACCGAGCACUAGCUUGGAUGCCAAUGACACCGUCAUCGAGGACGGCAAAAGGGUAAGGUGGUAUAGAACUUCGAUCACUGCGUGUGCGAGGUAUUGUUGUCUUCAGCAGUGAAUUGAAUACUCGUGUUUGUAUUGUAUUUUGAGAAAAUUAAGUUAUUCCCAACUUGAAUCCCAUUUUAUCAUGUUUUUAUUGUAUUUGUCGUGUUUGUUCCAAAUUUAUUGUGUGUACAAUUAUUGUAUUUGAAAUGUUUUAUUGGAUACAUUUAUUUUUUGCAACAGUACUUCAUAAAAAAUAUGAUCGAUUUUGAU